Molecule: messenger RNA, 1830 nt
Organism: Nelumbo nucifera (sacred lotus)
Lineage: Eukaryota; Viridiplantae; Streptophyta; Magnoliopsida; Proteales; Nelumbonaceae
Product: putative calcium-binding protein At1g02270
Molecular function (GO): 3'-5'-RNA exonuclease activity; calcium ion binding
Source: RefSeq, a predicted model, not a curated record
CCUCUCUCUCUCUCUCUCUCUUUCCUUCUCAAAUAUCAAAAUCUCUUGAACAGAUACAGUCUCAGAAACAACAGCAGCAAAAACUAAACCAUUGGCUGUUUAGUUAAAUGCCCGUCCCUCUUUUCAUCAAUAAUAACUCGCUUUUAAAUUUUAAUCCCCCUUUCUUAUUGCGUAUAUAUAUCCGAAAAAUCUCAAACUUCCAGAGCCCAUCAAUUUGCAAUUUCUCCCCUCUGAAAUCUGAAUCCUUUCUUCCUUCUCUUGCGUUCCCAUCAAUAACUACAACGGCAACCGCAACAACGGCAAUAACAAAAGCACUGAGAUGGUACUUGGUUCAAAUUUUGUGAAGAGUUCGACUGGACACGACAGUAAACUUAAUGGAAGGAUUUCAAGAACCGGUAGCUAUGCGUCCAUGACUGAACCCUGCAUCUCCUGCACCACUUUCAAUAUCCUGGCUCCUAUCUACAAAAGACUCGACAAGGAGAAUCAGAGCAGUCGUGAAAGCGAGUACCGGGCAUACUGGCUUAGCAGAAACCAGAGUAUAUUGGAUUGGUUGUUGUACGAGAGAUCUUCCAUUAUCUGUCUUCAGGAGUUCUGGGUUGGAAACGAAGAACUCGUCAAUAUGUAUGAGAAGAGUCUUGGUGAUGCUGGUUAUAUCAAUUUUAAGCUUGCUCGGACAAACAAUCGCGGAGAUGGUCUACUAACUGCUGUACAUAUGGACUACUUUAGGGUUCUAAACUAUCGAGAAUUGCUCUUUAAUGACUUUGGAGAUCGUGUUGCUCAGUUGUUACAUGUUAAAUCUGUUAUUCCCUUUUCACAAAGUUGGAACAGCGAUAUUCAGCAAGAAAUUCUAAUUGUGAAUACCCAUUUGCUAUUUCCUCAUGAUUCUAGCCUGUCUAUUGCACGACUGAAUCAGGUCUACAAAAUUCUGCAAUAUGUGGAAUCAUAUCAGAAAGAAAACAACCUUAUCUCCAUGCCCAUCAUAUUGUGUGGUGACUGGAAUGGAAGCAAGCGAGGGCAUGUCUACAAGUUCCUUAGGUCCCAGGGCUUUGUAUCAUCAUAUGAUACUGCUCAUCAGUAUACAGACAGUGAUGCAGAUGCGCAUAAGUGGGUUAGCCACCGCAAUCAUCGAGGGAACAUCUGUGGUGUAGAUUUUAUAUGGCUUCUUAAUCCUAAUACACAUCGAAAACCAUUAAAGACAAGUUGGAGUGAAGCAGUGCUUGGCAUCAUCAAGUAUCAACUUUGUAAAGCUUCUCUUACAGAGAAUGAUGCAUUUGCCUUUUUAAAGGCUGAUAAUAAGGGUGAUUAUAUUACGUACCCAGGCUUUUAUGACACACUACAACAGCUAGGUUUAACUGGCUAUUCCCAUGGACUGAGUGUGCAAGAAACAAAGGACCUGUGGAUCCAGGCAGAUAUAGAUGGAAAUGGUGUUGUUGAUUAUGAAGAAUUUCAGCAGCGAAUUUGGGAUCCAUGUUGGUCGGAGCAGACACAGGAAAAUCUGUACGAGGCAAGAGAGAAUGUUUUGAAGGGAACAGGAGAGCAAACCUUUGGUUUCAAUGUGAAGAAUGCGGUUCUUUUCCCUCCUGAAGUAGAGAAAGGAAUGUGGCCCGAGAACUACUCCUUGUCGGAUCAUGCACGGCUCACCGUGGUUUUCUCACCAACAAGGAUGCCUUGCUUUCACCCAAUCUGCUAAUUUUCCGCUGGGUGAAUGACGGUGACCCUUCUUUUUUUAUUUCUUCCUUUGUAAAGACGUUAACAAAGAGCAUGAAGGAAAAAAGAAAAAUAUGUAAAGGUUGAGAAAUCUUCUACUUUUGUCUGGUGUUAAGAAGCGAA